CGGACCGUUGAACCGGAGAGCGCAACAUCUCGCGAUGAAAGGGAAGUUACUCGCUGCUUCCACAUUUCAUAGCAACAACAAUGGCCGCUGUGCGAAGACUGGCCGUAGUAGUAAGCAGGCUGACAGGAUGGUCUGUCCCGCAAAGGGAUUUGCUUCGUUUCGGGGCAAAAAAUGAGAAGACAGCACGGGGAUGGCUUGCUGUUGGGGCUGGAGUCGUGACCGUGGGCGCAGGGGCAUAUUAUUAUUGGCGACAUGAUAGUAAAAAGAGAGGACUCAUGCACUACAUCAACGGCCGAGCCCUGCUUCCUUCCUUGCCCGCUGUAGAAGCUAAGGAAAAGGGCCGCCCAUUUGACUUUGAGGAAGGAGAUGUCUACAUGUCAUCCCAUGAGCACCGUUUCCGCCUCUUCAGCUCCGUGGAGUAUGAGGGCCAGCUCUACAUGACUCCACAGAACUUCAUUGAAUCUGUCACCAUGAGUGAACCCAGAAGCAAGAAACCCUGGCGGUCCCUCACUAAACAGGAACUUGAGAAGAUCCUUGGUGACACUCCCCCUGUGUGGAAAGGAACAUCAAAACUUUUUCGAAACCUUCGUGAGCGAGGAAUCAUCGCUUACACCGAGUAUCUCUUUCUGCUCUGCAUCCUGACAAAGCCACAUGCUGGGUUCAAGAUUGCCUUCAACAUGUUCGAUGCUGACGGGAACCAAAUGGUUGAUAAGAGGGAGUUCUUAGUGCUACAGGAGAUCUUCCGUAAGAAGAAUGAGAAGAAAGGAAGAAAGGGAGAUGCGGAAAAAUCAGCUCAGCUGAGUAUGCAGCUCUAUGGAUAUCAGGUUGCCCCAGUGACCAGCGUGCUUAAAAAAGAGGGUCAGGAGUUUGCACCCAGGAGCUACUGGGAUGUGCUGAGACGCAGCGCGAGUCAAGCUCUCUUUUCUGACCUGGCAGAGCGUAUAGAUGAGAGCUUGAUGAUUGACACGACACUGUUGGUGCAUUUCUUUGGAAAGAAAGGCAAGGCAGAGCUCACCUUUGACGACUUCUACAGAUUCAUGGACAAUCUGCAGACAGAGGUUCUGGAGAUUGAGUUCCUGACCUACUCAAAGGGCAUGACCACCAUCAGCGAGGAGGACUUUGCCCGCAUCCUGCUGCGAUACACCACUGUGGAGAACAUCAGCAGCUACCUCGACAAUGUGCGACAGAGCAUCCCUGAUGAGAAGGGAAUCACCUUUGAGGAGUUCAGGUCAUUCUUUCAGUUUCUAAACAACCUGGAGGAUUUCACAAUCGCAAUGCAGAUGUACAACUUUGCCAGCCGCUCUAUUGGACAAGAUGAAUUUGCCAGAGCGGUGUAUGUGGCCACGGGCCUGAAGCUGACCCGUCACCUGGUGAACACUAUUUUUAAGAUCUUUGACGUGGACCAUGAUGACCAGCUGAGCUACAAAGAAUUCAUUGGCAUCAUGAAGGACCGUCUACAUCGUGGAUCACGGGGCUACAAGACUGUGGAGCAUUUCACUUCCUUUAGGUCAUGUUUGAAGAAGGAGCUGGCUGCCAGUAGGUGAAAAGCCACACUACUGGUUCCUUCUCCAUGUGCAUUCGUUCUGAAGCUGGGAAGCAUGUUCGCCAGCUCUGGAAGAGAUUCGAGGAGAAGGCUUAAGAUGGCGGGAGAGGAGUUGAAAAGGGAAGGAAUGAAAGGCCAGAGGACACCAAGCAUACGGGACACAAAACAACUCACAUGAAAUACACUGAGACGCCUGCAAUACUUACACUUAAAGACUGCACUACAGAGAAUAAGGCUAGUUUACAUUAUAAGUUUGAAUAUCGGCUGUACAGACUUAUGAGGUUGAUUGGAAAUACUAGUAUUUUUUGUAGGGGAAACUGGGUAUGAUUUUACAAAGAAGGCAAAAAAAGCAUGCUUAAUUGUGUUGCUUGUGUAAGCAAACAACAAACCAAGUUACAAGUUGUAGCACACUCCACUCACUGUAAGACUUGUAGCCAAGUAGCAGUGUACCACAUGUUAAACACGACAACGUCUUAAACUAAGAUCUUUCUGCACCACAGAUGAGGUUUUAAACAUGCAUGGCCCUUUCUAGGCAGUAUAUGAGAACUGCCUUCAGCCAUUGUUAUAGCAGAUACAAUAGUAUUGAAUAAUAAACAGUUAAGUUUUAUAGUUUUAUUCUCUGGACAGUAAUGAUAAUAUACCGUAGACUAUUGCAUGUGGGUAUAAAUGAAAGCUAUCUCCCUUUGUUGACCAUUUGCAUGCAGUUACAAACAGAAUCUAGUGACCAGUUGUACCCAGGCAACCCCUAUGAGAGUCCUUUGGAAUAUGGAAUUUUAUCAUCUGAGUUCACUCUGGUCUCAGCCUUUGCCUUUAGGCACUUUAUAUAACAAGAAUAACACAAAAUAUUUACAUUUUUUAAAUAUAUAAAGUUUUCUUUUGAAAUAGUUUUCAGUAUGUGAAAUUACACAUUAUGUUACUGAAAAAUAUGAUGUAGCGCAACGUGAUCAAGAAGGUUUUAUUGUUGUUCAUAUUUUCUCCAUCCUAAAAACUGGAAAUAUCUUUGGUUUGACACAUUCCAUUUUAUACAUGCAUGUUGUAAUCUGAACUAUAUCAGCAUUUAAAGAUUUUUUUUUUAUUUAACAUGAAGAUGGCUAGAUAAAUUAUAGAGUAGGUUAUUUAAUUUGAUAUUGCCCAGGAUAUGCAUGAUAGUGAAGAACAGCAGAUAUUUCCACCGUCAUGCUUCCAAGCUACUGUUACAUCUUAUAUUUUGUCCCUGAAUACCAAAAUGUCUUCAAAUUUAUUAAUAGUAAUGAUUUUAAAUGAUGCAUUAUUUAUUUGUAUGUAUACCAGAUUAAGUUUCUGAAUACAUCAUAUGUAAGAGCAAGAAGGAUGUUGACAGAAAAUAUAACAUAAACUGUCCCCAGCAUAAAUCAA
Molecule: messenger RNA, 2917 nt
Organism: Engraulis encrasicolus (European anchovy)
Lineage: Eukaryota; Metazoa; Chordata; Actinopteri; Clupeiformes; Engraulidae
Gene: micu3a
Product: mitochondrial calcium uptake family, member 3a
Exons: 15
Coding region: 81-1544 (487 amino acids)
Biological process (GO): calcium import into the mitochondrion; mitochondrial calcium ion homeostasis
Cellular component (GO): uniplex complex
Molecular function (GO): calcium ion binding
Source: RefSeq, a predicted model, not a curated record